GUGAAAGUGAGUCUGAGCGACAGCAGAGCUGCAGUCGAGACAAGUCUCUCUGUUUAUCUCUGAAGAAACAUUCAACUGAAUCCAGCAGCUUCUUCUCAACAACACAACAGAGUCUCUGACAAACUCUGAGUGUAGAUAUGUCUGCUGCCAGCUGUCUGCUGACUGAAGAUCAGUUUCUGUGCUCCAUCUGUCUGGAUGUGUUCACUGAUCCAGUCGCCAUACCAUGUGGACACAACUUCUGUAAAACCUGCAUCACUCAACACUGGAACGUUAAUGUCCCGUCUCAGUGUCCCAACUGUAAAAAGGUUUUUAACACCAGACCUGAGCUGCAGAUCAAUACUUUCAUCUCUGAGAUGGCUGCUCAGUUCAGACAGUCAGCUCAACAGAAAACCGAGCUGGGGAAGACUGAGGCUGAAAUUCAGCAGAUGAUCCAGAAGAGAGAACUGAAGAUUCAGGAGAUCAAACACUCAGUGGAGCUCAGUGAGGAAGAUGCAGACAGAGAGAUAGCAGAUGGUGUUUACGUCUUCACCGCUCUGAAGGAGUCUGUUGAGAGAAGAAUGAACGAGCUCAUGCACACGAUCAAAGAGAAGCAGAGAAAGACAGAGAAACAGGCUGAAGGCUUCAUCAAAGAGCUGGAACAGGAAAUCUCUGAGCUGAAGAAGAGAAGCACUGAGGUGGAGCAGCUCUCACGCUCUGAAGACCACCUCCACCUCCUCCAGAGCUUCAGGACCCUGAACACUGCUCCACCCACCAGGAACUGGACAGGAGUCAGAGUCAGUUCACCUUCACAUGAGGGGACUGUGAGGAGAGCUGUGAACCAGCUGGAGGAGACGCUCAGUGAACAGAUGAAGAAGCUGCUCACUGAGGCCGAGCUGAAGAGGGUCCAGCAGUCUGCAGUGGAUGUGACUCUUGAUCCUGAUACAGCACAUCCCAAACUCAUCCUGUCUGAUGAUGGAAAACAAGUUAAACUUGGUGAUGUAAGGAAGAAUCUCCCAGACAAUCCAGAGAGAUUUGAUCGUUGGGCUAAUGUUUUAUCAAAGCAGAGUUUCUCUUCAGGAAGAUUUUACUACGAGGUUCAGGUUGAAGGGAAGACUAAGUGGGAUUUAGGAGUGGCCAGAGAGUCGAUCAACAGGAAGGGAAGCAUCACACUGACUCCUCAGGAUGGUUACUGGACGAUAUGUUUGAGUAAUGAGAAUAAGUACAAAGCUUGUGCUAACCCUUCAGUCCGUCUCUCUCUGAAGUCUCAGCCUCAGAAGGUGGGGGUGUUUGUGGAUUAUGAGGAGGGUCUGGUCUCCUUUUAUGAUGUUGAUGCUGCAGCUCUUAUCUACUCCUUUACUGGCUGCUGCUUCACUGAGAAACUCUACCCAUUCUUUAGUCCUAGUCCUAAUGAAGGUGGUAAAAACUCUGCUCCUCUGAUCAUCUCUCCUGUCAAUCACACCGAGUAGAACAAACACUUGAUGUUCUACAGAUAGACUCUUUCAUUUAAUGUAACAAAUCUAUAUUAUUGGUGAUUUACGGUGUAAACAUUGAUUCUUCACAUUCUGAUCAAUGGGUUUUUUCUAUUUGUCUGUAAAUGUUUUUCUCCUCCAACACACAGCCAUUAAGCCACUGAUUGAUAUUAUCUAAUGUAGUCUAAUUCAUUCUAUUAACUGCAUAACCUGCCUUCAACACUGUUGAAUCAUCAGAAACAAUGUACUCAGGAAUAAGAAGCAUUUCAACAUUCCUUAAAUAUCUGGGUGCAAAAUUAAAAUGUUUGUCUGAUUAUUGUAUAUAUAAUAACUUAUGAAUAAUCUUACAAAUUAUUGGAUAAAGUCAUGAACCACUUAUUUUAUAUUUUAAUAAAAGGUGUUAAAGGGUUUUCAUCAUUUCUGAAUUAACAGAAGAAUCAAGAGAUCUCUGUCUGGUAUGUUUUUAGGGGUCAAUAAAAGAUGAAUUAUUGAUUCAUAUUUGUAGAAAAUGAAUCAACAAAAUGUGAUCAUGAAACAUUCAGCUUCUGUGACCAGAGAAGAAAGGUUGUGUAUCGUGUUAUUAGUAUUUCAUAAAGUCCUCCUCUCUGCUGAUCCUCAACACAAUAAAAACUGAUGAAGUUUGAA
Molecule: messenger RNA, 2093 nt
Organism: Anarrhichthys ocellatus (wolf-eel)
Lineage: Eukaryota; Metazoa; Chordata; Actinopteri; Perciformes; Anarhichadidae
Product: E3 ubiquitin-protein ligase TRIM21-like
Exons: 2
Coding region: 138-1445 (435 amino acids)
Molecular function (GO): protein binding
Source: RefSeq, a predicted model, not a curated record